AUGGUGGCCGCUGCCGGCCCGCGAGGCGGCGGGGACUCGCCCCUGCUCUCCGCGAGGGUGGCCAGCGGGCGGCAGCUGUACUUGCUGGAAGACCUGGUAAAGGUGGGGGGGCCUCUUGGCUCUGGCUCCUUCGGCCAGGUGACGAAGGUGGUACACAAGAAGACGGCCGAGAUCUACGCCAUGAAGGUGAUUCCCAAGGCGAAGGUCGAGGAGUUCGAGAUGGAUUCGUACCUCGAGCGCGAGAUCAAGACACAGCUGCAGGUGCAACACCCGAACAUCCUUCGGCUGUACCAAGCAUUCGAGGAUGAAGAGGAUAGUGUGCACCUGCUGCUCGAGUAUGCCAACGGCGGCUCGCUCUUCGGGGUGCUCAGGAGAAGCGCGGCAAGCUGCCCGAGCCCGAGGCGGCGCGCCACUUCGCGGACGUCGCAGCGGCGCUGGAGGGGGACUACCUGCACUCGCUGGGCGUCGUGCACCGCGACCUCAAGCCCGAGAACAUCCUGA
Molecule: messenger RNA, 501 nt
Organism: Prorocentrum cordatum
Lineage: Eukaryota; Dinophyceae; Prorocentrales; Prorocentraceae
Source: the annotation of a GenBank genome assembly